AUGACUGAUGUGGAGCCUGUGGUCACAGAUUUUGCAGCAUCAGGACGGGCAGGCCGCCGGAACGCCUUACCAGAUAUUCUGGGCUCUCCUGCUGGUGCUGGGACUUCAGACCUGCCACACAAACUGGCUGAGCUCUCCGUUUCAGAAGAUGAAGGAGCAGAGGGUGGAGAAGUGCCAUCAUCCAAAGCCUUGCUGGAAAGUCAAGAGGCGGAAGGAAAAAGCAAUGAUUCCUAA
Egretta garzetta (little egret) is the source of this 234-nucleotide messenger RNA. It is a transcript of the gene PKIB, whose product is annotated as cAMP-dependent protein kinase inhibitor beta. Gene Ontology annotation, biological process: negative regulation of cAMP-dependent protein kinase activity. Gene Ontology annotation, cellular component: cytoplasm; nucleus. Gene Ontology annotation, molecular function: cAMP-dependent protein kinase inhibitor activity. Bases 1 to 234 code for a protein of 77 amino acids. Lineage: Eukaryota; Metazoa; Chordata; Aves; Pelecaniformes; Ardeidae. The record is from RefSeq and is a predicted model, not a curated record. The transcript is spliced from 2 exons.